This is a messenger RNA of Mesocestoides corti, 510 nucleotides long. Lineage: Eukaryota; Metazoa; Platyhelminthes; Cestoda; Cyclophyllidea; Mesocestoididae. The record is from the annotation of a GenBank genome assembly.
GGCAGCACCUGGUACGACUCAGCCAACUUUGGCGAGGCUGUUAAACGCGCCCUCAAAAACCGCAGUGCUAUCGAGGAAGCGUAUAUUAACGUUGAAGAUCAGAUCAAGGAUCAGCGGAGAGUUGAGUCUUGUGGAGAAAGAAGUGAAACGGUAGAUGUUGCUGCCCCAUCUCCCUUGCUAUCCCUCUUCUCUGUUAUACCUUGGAAUAAGAAAACCAAGAAGAAGCCGCUUGAAGAGCUACUGAAGGAAGCUGAUGAUCUCCGGAAGGAGUUGAUGUUCAGCAAUAAUCAGGUUGACCGAGAGUGGGAGCGUUGGCAGUCAUCAAGAGUGGAGGAAAUGGCAAUGAACAUGGCCACUCUGACCAGUGCCUACAUGGAGUACUGGUGUGGCGUCGCCAAAGCCUGGCGUGAGACUGUGGUUCACUUACAGCAAACGCGUCAAUUAUCACCAAAAUCUGUCUCCACUGUUUCAUUACCAAGCACUGGAGAAUCCUGUGAUUACCAGAUGUGA